UAAAACAAAUUGGCCACAUCACACCUGAGGCUUUCUUCUUCCGGACAGAGAGGAAAGGCUAUCUAGGUUUUUCUAUUUGAAAAGAAACGGCUGCACCAGCAAACUCGAGGAACCAGAUCCAGAAGGAAGACGAAGGAAGAAGAAAGUUCGAAGGCACCUCUUCGCCCCCACUGAAAUUUCUGCUGCUCCAUCUGCUUCACCACCAGCAGUUUGAAAAUGUCUGCAAAAUACAUCGUUUCUGCUGUAUUUGGAUCAAUUGCUGUGGCAUGGACAUGCGACUAUCUUAUGGCUGACAAGAAAAUAUUUGGAGGAACUACUCCAACAACUGUUGCAAGCAAAGAAUGGUGGGAAGAAACUGACAAGAAGUUCCAGGCAUGGCCUCGUACUGCCGGUCCACCAGUGGUCAUGAACCCCAUCAGUCGUCAGAAUUUCAUUGUCAAGUCUCGUGUUGAUUGAAGAUUUUCAUGAUCAUCACUCUGUUUAUGUAACCAGUUCUAAACAAUGUUAGGCUGGACUUGAUUCCUAAAGGGUUAGCCAUCAUUUCAUAACGUAAUGGCCUUGAUAUACUUUCCUUCAUUGUAUGGUAUUGGGUUGUUUGGAUAACGUUGUCAACCUUUCUGCGAUAUGAAUAAAUUUCAGUGAGCCAUCUUGAAUCUCA
Prunus persica (peach) is the source of this 658-nucleotide messenger RNA. RefSeq lists its product as uncharacterized. The transcript is spliced from 3 exons. The record is from RefSeq and is a predicted model, not a curated record. Bases 217 to 456 code for a protein of 79 amino acids. NCBI's taxonomy places the organism in Eukaryota, Viridiplantae, Streptophyta, Magnoliopsida, Rosales, Rosaceae.